Messenger RNA from Lucilia sericata (common green bottle fly), 5484 nucleotides. It is a transcript of the gene kkv, whose product is annotated as chitin synthase chs-2. Gene Ontology annotation, cellular component: cell periphery; cell septum. Lineage: Eukaryota; Metazoa; Arthropoda; Insecta; Diptera; Calliphoridae. Bases 183 to 4961 code for a protein of 1592 amino acids. Gene Ontology annotation, molecular function: chitin synthase activity. The record is from RefSeq and is a predicted model, not a curated record. The transcript is spliced from 11 exons.
AUAACUAUUUUUUGUUUGGAAUUUUUAAUAAUAUUAUUUUUCAACCAUACCAACAACAGCAACAAAAUUGGUAAUUUUACGAAUUCGCUUUUUUUUACCAGUUAAGCAGUAACUUGGCUGAUUUGGCCGUUUGUUUGUGAUCGUGUGUUGUGUUUGUGUGUAACCGUGGGAUAUAGAGAGAGAUGUCUAACAUAAGACAUCGCCCUCUGGCCCCACCGGGUACGGGCGACAGUGAUGACAACUUUACAGAUGAUGAGAGUACACCAUUGACACAAGAUAUUUAUGGCGGAAGCCAACGUACUAUACAGGAAACAAAAGGCUGGGAUGUAUUCAGAGAUCCACCCAUUAAAAUAGAAACGGGCUCAACGGCAAAUCAAGAAUGUCUAGAAUUAACUGUAAAAAUUUUAAAAAUUUUCGCCUAUAUCUUUACGUUUAUAAUCGUAUUGCUGGGCGGUGUGGUGGCAAAAGGCUGUGUAUUAUUUAUGACAUCACAAAUCCGUAAAGAUAAGAGAAUAGAAUACUGUAAUAAAGAUUUAGGUCGUGAUAAAACUUUUGUGGUUAAAUUACCCGAAGAAGAACGUAUAGCCUGGAUCUGGGCUUUAAUUAUAGCCUUCUCUAUACCCGAAUUGGGUUCUCUUAUACGUUCGGCUCGUAUUUGUUUUUUCAAAACUUUUAAAGUUCCCAAGACGGGUCAUUUUCUAUUCAUGUUUAUUAUGGAAUCUUUAAAUACUUUCGGCACGGCUCUGCUAAUGUUUGUUGUUUUGCCUCAAUUGGAUGCCAUCCAGGGAGCCAUGUUAACGAAUUGUUUAUGUGUUAUUCCCGGUAUUUUGGGCUUGAUGUCGCGCACCAGUAAAGAGGGCAAACGUUUUGCCAAAAUGUUAAUUGAUUUAGUGGCAGUAGCUGCCCAGGUGACUGGUUUUGUUAUAUGGCCUCUAUUGGAGAAUCGUAAAGAAUUAUGGGUCAUACCAGUGGCUUGUCUAAUGGUCUCGUGUGGCUGGUGGGAAAAUUAUGUUACUUCACAAUCUUCCUUUGCCUUAAUCAGAUCUAUGGGUAGAGUUAAGGAUGAUUUAAAAUAUACCCGAUAUUUCAGUCAUAUGUUUUUGUCUAUAUGGAAAAUUUCCUUGUUCCUGUGUUCUGUGUUGUUAAUCUAUUGGAUUCAGGGUGAGGAACCAGGCAAUAUUUUCGGUUUAUUCAGUGAUGCCUUUGGACCUCAUAAGAUUUCUGUAGAUGAAUUGGCUACCGCUUUGACCAACAGUUUACCCGAUACCCUAGAUGCCGCCAAUAUAGAUAGUAUUGAUAUCGAGGCUUCCUAUAAUACAGUGAUCUAUGUUUUACUGAUCCAAAUAUUCGGCGCUUAUCUUUGUUAUAUUUUCGGCAAAUUCGCUUGUAAGAUUUUAAUUCAAGGUUUCAGUUAUGCCUUCCCGGUCAGUUUGACCGUGCCCGUUGCUGUGUCUUUGUUGAUAGCGGCUUGCGGUAUUAGGAUCGAUGAUCCCUGCUUCUUCCACGAUACCAUACCAGAUUACUUGUUCUUUACAAGUCCCUCGAACUUUAGAUUUAAUGAUUUUGUUACUAAUCAAAUGGCUUGGGCUUGGAUCUUAUGGUUAUUGUCACAGACCUGGAUUGGCUUACAUAUAUGGACACCCAAAUGUGAACGUUUAGCCACCACAGAGAAAUUAUUUGUAAAACCCAUGUAUUGCUCUCUGCUGAUCGAUCAAUCUAUGGCCAUGAAUAGAAGAAGAGAUGAUCAGGCGGAUGUUAAAACUGAGGAUCUCUCGGAAAUUGAAAAGGAAAAGGGUGAUGAAUACUAUGAAACCAUUUCCGUACACACCGAUGGCUCGGCUAUACAAAGUAAACCCACCAUUAAGUCUUCCGAUCAUAUAACCAGAAUCUAUUCCUGCGCUACUAUGUGGCAUGAAACAAAAGAUGAGAUGAUAGAGUUUUUAAAGAGUAUCAUGCGUAUGGAUGAAGAUCAGUGUGCUCGUAGAGUGGCUCAGAAAUAUCUGAGAAUUGUUGAUCCCGAUUAUUAUGAAUUUGAGACUCACACUUUCUUCGAUGAUGCUUUUGAAAUUUCCGAUCACAGUGAUGACGAUAUCCAAGUAAAUCGUUUCGUCAAACUUUUGGUAGCUACUAUGGAUGAUGCCGCCUCGGAAAUCCAUCAGACCAGAAUACGUUUACGUCCGCCUAAGAAAUAUCCCACACCCUAUGGUGGUCGUUUGGUUUGGACUCUGCCCGGUAAAACGAAAUUUAUUGCUCACUUAAAAGACAAAGAUCGUAUUCGUCAUCGUAAACGUUGGUCUCAAGUCAUGUACAUGUACUAUCUGUUGGGUCAUCGUCUCAUGGAACUGCCUAUACCCGUGGAUCGUAAAGAUACCAUAGCCGAAAAUACUUAUCUCUUGACUUUGGAUGGUGAUAUUGAUUUUAAACCAAAUGCUGUCACUUUACUGGUGGAUUUGAUGAAGAAAAACAAGAAUUUAGGUGCUGCCUGUGGUCGCAUUCAUCCUGUGGGCUCUGGUCCCAUGGUGUGGUAUCAGCUGUUCGAAUAUGCUAUAGGUCAUUGGCUGCAAAAGGCCACCGAACAUAUGAUUGGUUGUGUACUUUGUAGUCCCGGUUGUUUCUCACUUUUCCGUGGCAAAGCCUUGAUGGACGAUAAUGUUAUGAAGAAAUAUACCACGCAAUCCGAUGAAGCUCGUCAUUAUGUACAAUACGAUCAGGGAGAAGAUCGUUGGUUGUGUACUUUGCUUUUGCAGCGUGGUUAUCGUGUCGAAUAUUCAGCUGCCUCCGAUGCCUACACUCACUGUCCCGAAGGUUUCAAUGAAUUCUACAAUCAACGUCGUCGCUGGGUACCCUCCACCAUUGCCAAUAUUAUGGAUUUGCUAGGCGAUGCCAAACGUACGAUUAAGAUUAAUGACAACAUUUCACUGCUCUAUAUCUUCUAUCAAAUGAUGUUAAUGGGUGGUACUAUUCUUGGACCUGGUACGAUUUUCCUUAUGUUGGUGGGUGCUUUUGUGGCUGCCUUCCGUAUCGACAAUUGGACUUCUUUCCAUUAUAAUAUCAUUCCGAUUUUGGGCUUUAUGUUUAUCUGUUUCACCUGUAAGGCCAAUAUACAACUGUUUGUGGCUCAAGUUCUGUCAACGGCAUAUGCUCUCAUUAUGAUGGCUGUCAUUGUGGGUACAGCUUUGCAGUUAGGCGAGGAUGGUAUAGGUUCUCCGUCGGCCAUUUUCUUGAUAUCCAUGGUGGGGUCGUUCUUUAUAGCGGCGUGUCUUCAUCCGCAGGAGUUUUGGUGUAUAUCGGCGGGUCUCAUUUAUUUACUGUCCAUACCUUCUAUGUACUUGUUGUUGAUUUUGUAUUCCAUCAUUAACUUGAAUGUCGUAUCCUGGGGUACUCGAGAGGUAGUGGCUAAGAAAACUAAGAAAGAAAUGGAGGCAGAAAAGAAGGCUGCCGAAGAAGCUGCCAAGAAAGCUAAACAAAAGAGUAUGCUGGGCUUCUUACAAGGUGGUGUGGGCAACAAUGGCGAUGAGGAAGGUUCUGUGGAAUUCUCUUUAGCGGGUCUAUUCCGUUGUAUCUUCUGUACGCAUGGCAAAACUUCCGAUGAAAAACAACAGCUCACCACUAUAGCCGAAUCUUUGGAUACUAUCAAAAAUCGCAUUGACAGCAUAGAACAGACCAUUAAUCCCCACGAUCAACAUUCACAUCGUCAUGGACGCAGACGUACUACUUCUAGUGGUUCAAAAGAUCAUCAUUUACUCUCCUCGGUGGCUGAGAAGUCUGGGGAUGAAUCUGAAGAAUCUGAUACUGACACUUCUGUCGAGCCAAAACAAGAAAGAGAUUUCCUUACCAAUCCCUAUUGGAUUGAAGAUCCCGAUUUACGUAAGGGUGAGGUAGACUUUUUGUCUAGUGCAGAGUUGCAAUUCUGGAAAGAUUUAAUUGACAAAUAUCUCUUCCCCAUCGAUAAUGAUCCUGUGGAACAGGCUCGUAUUGCCGCCGAUCUAAUAGAAUUGAGGAACAAGUCGGUCUUCGCCUUUUUCAUGGCCAAUGCCUUGUUUGUCUUGAUUGUAUUUCUACUGCAAUUGAACAAGGAUAAAUUACAUAUUGUUUGGCCACUGGGUGUCAAAACCAAUAUAACCUACAUUGAAGAAACUUCCGAGGUUCAUAUAUCGAAAGAAUAUCUACAAUUGGAACCGAUUGGUUUGGUGUUUGUGUUCUUCUUUGCCUUGAUUUUGGUCAUACAAUUUACGGCCAUGUUGUUCCAUCGUUUCGGUACUUUGUCCCACAUUUUGGCUUCGACCGAAUUGAAUUUCUUUAAAAAGAAAUCGGAAGAUCUUUCGCAAGAUGCACUGAUAGAUAAGCAUGCCGUCGAAAUAGUUAAAAAUCUACAACGACUGCAGGGCAUAGAUGGAGAUUAUGACAAUGAUUCGGGUAGUGGUCCCGAUCGUAUUGCUAGACGUAAGACUAUACAAAAUCUGGAGAAAGCAAGGCAACCUCGUCGUCAAAUUGGUACUUUGGAUGUGGCCUUUAAGAAACGUUUUAUGAAAUUGACCGCUGAAGCUGAAAAUAAUCCUUCUACACCCAUUUUAACACGACGCUUGACCAUGCGUGCCGAAACUAUAAGAGCUUUGGAGGUUCGCAAAAACUCCGUUAUGGCUGAGAGAAGAAAAUCGGCCAUGCAGACUUUGGGAGCCAAAAAUGAAUAUGGCAUAGCAGCUGUAUCAACUUUGAAUAAUAAUGGUGGUAUUCCCAAUGUCCGUAGCGGUCGUGUCUCCAAUGCUGGCAUUAAUAUUAAAGAUGUUUUCAAUGUAAAUGGUGGUCCUUCCGAGCAAAUAUAUGGUUCAAAUAAUGGCGCCGUUAACCAGGGUUAUGAACAUGUUAAUGAAGAUGACGAUGGCAAUUCUCUCAGAUUGACCACUAGAAAUCCACCACAAGUUACCUGGGGUACUAAUAGCAGCAAUACAGGACGCAUGUAAACGACAGACAAACGAUUCUGUAAAGGACAAAACAAAACACAGUGAAAACAAAAACUAUUUUAAUUUAUGAAUAAAUUAAGUUUUAUUAGAAAGAAAAACAUUUUUACUAUUAUUAAAUAAUUGAUAAGUUCGUUUAUAGUUGUCACAACUUUAAAGUCUUCCAAUUUCUAUAUUUUGCAAACUGUUUUUGCUUUUUAAAUAUUUUCAAACACCCUACUGCCUUCAAAAAAUAACUUGACAAUAAAUUUUAGUAUAUAAAUAAUAUUUUUUUAAUAAUAAAAUUGUAAAUAGUUUUUAAAGUUUUAUUUUUUUUAAUUUAAUCUAAAAUCACACAACGAAAUAUAUUUUUGUUUUUUUAUAAUUAUAUAAAAUAUGAAUUUGUACUCAAAAUAUAAUUAAGCUAAUCACACUGCCGUUAAAAUAUUAUUUCCCUGGAAAAGAUUAGCCAAAUCUGAUUCGUUGCUGAGGGGAAAUAGUUUUUUUUUAAUAAUUUAUAAAUAAAUCAAUUUAUUAAUUAAUGUAA